UGUUCGUCCCGCAAGGACGCCCCCGGUAUUCCGCACGGCGCCACCACCCAGCGUCCUACCUGCAUCUCCACUUCGCUCCCGGCCAGGCGGGCCAGCCGGGCUCCAAAGCCCCACAACGCAGUGACGGCGGCCGCCCCCCCGUUCCGCAGAUCGCCACCGCCCCUCCCCCAGUCCCUACCUGCCGCGCGCGCGCGCCAGCAACCGCCUCCCCCUCGCCGCGCCCCGGCGCCGUGCCGCCGUGAGCGCGCUUCAUACAGCUCGCCAGAGUCAAACCCCAGACACCGCCUGCGCGCGCGCGUCGAGAGCUCUGCCGCAGCAUCGUGUCGCGACGCGGCGCGGCCUCCUCCGCGCGAUUCCGCUCCGGCGAGGCGGGCCGAUUUGGCGGACCCCGCGGGAUGGGAGAUCUGGCGGGGGCCGCGAGAUGGUGAGCACCAGCCGGAGCGGCUCGGGGCGCGUCGCGCAGAGGGCCGGCGGCGGCGGCGGCACCCUACCCGUGAGCCCGCGGGUGUCGUCAUCGCAGCGCAGGUGGUGGGCGGCCUCUUCCUCAAACCCGUCCCUCGACCGGGCCGCGCGCGCCUUCUGCCUCGCCUCCGCGGCGCUCGCGCUCUCCUGCUUGCUCUACCUCUACGCGUUCCGCCACGACCCAGCGCGGGGGCAAGCCGUAACCGCCUUCUCCACCACCUCCACCUCCCCCCACCCCCACCACCGCCCCGAGACCUGCGACGUGUUCGACGGCCGCUGGGUCCCGGCCCCGACCUACCCGCUCUACAACAGCUCCGAGUGCGCCUUCGCGGAGCGCGGCUUCGACUGCCUGGCCAACGGGCGGCCCGACACCGCCUACCUCCGCUGGCGCUGGCGGCCGCGCGGCUGCGACGUGCCGCGCUUCGCGGCGCGGGCGGCGCUCGAGCGGCUGCGCGGGAGGCGGGUCGUCUUCGUCGGCGACUCCAUGAGCCGCACGCAGUGGGAGUCCUUCAUCUGCAUGCUCAUGCCCGGGGUCGACGACCCCACGAGCGUGUACGAGGUCAACGGCAACCAGAUCACCAAGGUCAUUCGCUUCCUCGGGGUCAGGUUCGACGCCUUCGACCUCACGGUUGAGUUCUUCCGCUCCGUCUUCCUCGUCCAGCAGAGCCCUCCGCCGAAGCAUUCCCCCAAGAGGGUCAAAUCCACGUUGAGGCUCGACAAGAUGGAUAACAUUAGCCGGAAAUGGGCCAAUGCCGAUGUUCUCAUCUUCAACACCGGCCACUGGUGGACUCCCACCAAAUUGUUCAACACGGGUUGCUAUUUUCAGGCUGGACGUGCUCUCAAACUAGGUACAACCAUUGAUGUUGCGUUCAGGAUGGCACUGCAAACUUGGGCUUCUUGGGUGGAAAGAAGAGUUGAUUUAAACCGAACACAUGUGUUUUUCCGCACGUAUGAGCCAUCACAUUGGAGCGAUUUAAACCAAACGAUAUGUGAAGUAACAGAAAAGCCUUCACCUGAGGCCAAAGGAAAUGACAAGAGUGAACUUGGCGAUAUACUUGCUGAUGUUGUCGCCAGCAUGAAAGUUCCCGUUAAUGUUUUAAAUGUAACUUUGAUGGGAGCCUUCAGAACUGAUGCUCAUGUUGGGGCAUGGAGUUAUCCUCCUACUAUACUUGAUUGCAGUCAUUGGUGUCUCCCUGGAGUUCCUGAUGCUUGGAAUGAACUUGUAUUUGCGUACCUUUUUACAAAUGGUUGGCGAAAUAUGGCGGGGUGACUGCUGACUCUAUACUCUAUUUUCUUUUCUUCCGCACCUACAUAUCCAUCUUGCGAUUUUGUCAGCUAUAGAGGAGCAACCGAAGCCCUGGAAAUAGCUAUCAUAGGUGGUUAACAGGAUCCUGCAUUCUUUUCUCUCUUGUACAAGGUGAUGUGUUCAUUCUGAGAUGUAGAUUUUGUAUCUUCUCUUCUUCAGAUUGUCCAUGGUAAAAAAGCAUCACACUUUGUUGCAUGCUUCUUACAAAUUCAAUUUAUACGUUGUCAAAACAUGUGUUUCUACAUGUAUGUAAUACUGACAGUUCACUUCACACGAUGUAUAAAAAUAUGUUCUUUUUCA
Molecule: messenger RNA, 2068 nt
Organism: Lolium perenne
Lineage: Eukaryota; Viridiplantae; Streptophyta; Magnoliopsida; Poales; Poaceae
Product: protein trichome berefringence-like 7
Cellular component (GO): Golgi apparatus
Molecular function (GO): O-acetyltransferase activity
Source: RefSeq, a predicted model, not a curated record